Trichobilharzia regenti is the source of this 2532-nucleotide messenger RNA. The record is from the annotation of a GenBank genome assembly. NCBI's taxonomy places the organism in Eukaryota, Metazoa, Platyhelminthes, Trematoda, Strigeidida, Schistosomatidae.
AGAUAGGAGAGCCUCUCGCAAUGACCUUGAAAUAGGAACUUUUUCAAAUGUGGUUGUUUAUUAUUGUUGACACUGCUUCUGCUUGUGGUUAGAACUACAUUCCUGGAAUUAUUUCCGUGUAAGCUCCUCAUGAAAUAUUUGCAGAAAUUUUGAAAUUUCAUUAGAAAACCUUAACCCAUCACCGUGUCAUUUAUGAAACAACUUCCUAUAAAAAUUCCUGCAAAUCUUCAGUAACCUUUAGUGAAUUUACUAUGCACAAAGGCAAGGUUAUACUUAUUCCAGGAUUGCCUGGAUGGGGGCUGACAAAUGGAUACUGGGAAAGUGCUUUAGAUACUUCUAUUUGUCCAGGAAAUCUCUCAAUAUUGACUGCUAAUCCAAGCCCAGUAGCCUCUCAUCAUGACAGAGCAUGUGAAGUGUUUGCACAACUUACCGGGACAGUUGUAGAUUAUGGACAAGAACAUUCCAAGAGUUUCAAACAUUCUAGAUGGGGUAAUGAUUACAGCGGAAGGUCAGCACUCUUUCCCGAAUGGGGAAGUUCAAGUCCUGUUCAUUUUAUAUGCCAUUCUGGAGCCGUGAAUACCGUCAGAGUGCUUCAGAAACUUCUCGAAAUCGAUUUCUGGAACAGAAGAACCAGCGCUGAAUGGAUUCUGUCAGUUACUUCGAUCAAUGGUGCACUAAACGAAAGCGCCCUUUCUGAAGUUAUUAAUCGUGAAGUAAUUCACUUGGUAAGCAGAAAUUUCCUCUGCGAACAGUGUAAAAACCAAGGUUGUUCCUUUUGCCUUGGAAUAAGAGUUCAAAAAGCGGCGAAAAUACUUUGUCGAUCUGUUAUAUGGGCAGCGACGUCAAAAUUAAAACUAGACUUUCAGCAGAUACGUCUGGCAUUGAAUUGGCCUACGGAUCACUGGAUACAUGACGAUAGCGACAACAAAGAAUCACUUUCGACUGAGGAAGUUGUAGACAGGCUUAAGUCGAGCUUAAAAUGUGGGAUGUUUAGUUCAGGUGACAACAUAAUUUAUGAUCAAACACUAGAAGGUAUUAACAAACUCGAAGAAUUUUUCGGUUCUUCAUCAAAAGUUGGUCAUCCUUUGGAACACUCACCGAAGUUUGUUCAUGACAAGACAUUUUACCUUUGUUUAUUCUCCAGUGCGACCACGUCAUCCACUCUUUGCAUCCCACCGGAAAUGUCUCCCAUCUUAUGGCCAUUUUCUGCCAUUCUUCUGGACAAAAACAGAAGUGAUAGACUGGAAGAAAGUACCAAGAUUGUUAUUCACAAAAUUCACUCUAUUAGUAAUAGUGUAGAUCCCAUCAGAGACAAUGACGGCAUGGUCACAGUAAUUAAUCAGUGUGUACCACGGGGAGCUGAGUCACUAGUCGAAGUGUUUCCAGAAAAAGCUGGAUGGAUGUCAAAAAACGCUAACUUACGACCAGGAGUAUGGUAUAUUGAUAUCGUUAACAAAUGGAUAGACGAAAUAGACGAAGUUGCCUGCAGAUCGGAGGCAGGUAGUGAAAGUAUAGGCGCGCAUAUUGUUUCUGGAGAUCAGAAACGCAAAAUUUUGUGGGACCAUUUUGAUGCCUGCUGGUCAAGAACUUUGCUUAAACCAACUCACGACCAAGUACCUCUUGAUUUUCAAAGGUCACUUUAUCGUAAUUUAUUUUUAUAUAUUUCUUCUGUACAAAUGCUUUUUGAGAGUUCACUCAAGUAAAGUGAGUUGCUUUUCAUUUAAUUAAAAACAUAUCAUAAUAUGCAAGUAUACGUUUUGUUGUAAGCCUAUCAGAUAACAAUUGAAGUCCUGGGCGUUCUAGGUUAGACAAACUCUAGCUUCACUUCUGCUUAUUUUGUGCUGACAAGGAUUGAAUGAAUUUUUCAAGCAUUCUAAAAUGUAUAACUGUAUUUUGUGACUUUAAGGAAUGUGAAGAUUUUCCUUCUCAGAUGGUUACAGGUUGCAUUCGUUAACUUUGUCUAAGAAAGCCUGUUUUCAAUCGAGUUAUACCCGAUAAAGAAAUUUUCAAGAAUUUGUGUUGUAUACUUGAAGCCAUAGAAACCUCCUCGCAUCUGCACAGUACUGUAACUUUCUUGUCUUGUGUAUUUGACUUUACUGUUGGUACUUCAUUUUGAGUUGAGUAUCCAGUUAAUCGAAAGACAACGUGAUAAUUUGAUGCAUUUUAGGAGAGUGUAAACAUCAGCAUAUGCCUAAUACUACUAGGUAAAUGAAUGAAAAGUGAGUAUAAUGGGGUUCCGAUUUGGCGAUCACUAGCUAAACACGAUGUGUUCAGAACAGUGGAUUCAAAUAAUGUUUUGAGUCAAAGAUUUAUGAACUUUAUAUUGCUACAUUCACUUUGCACAGUAAGACCGAGUCAUUACAAGAGCUGUCAGGGAAUUCAUGUAAUUAUUAAUAACAAUAUAACUGCUUUAAAUAUAGCUUAUGAAUCCAGAAUAACUAUUGCAAUCACAAUAUUGAUUCCGCACUGUUUGGUUAUAUUUUGUCUAUUUCACUUUUCUAUCUUUCAUAAUGGCAAUGUUUUACGUUCCAG